CCUCACGCUGCUUAUGCUUUUUGUACUCUGUCUGCUGGUACUAACUAACAACACCUCCAAAUGAAAAACCCAAAUUUAUCUUGAUGCUACUACUGUUUUCCUACUCAUUCUCCUUUCAUUAGGUUUAAGUUUAGUUUCCCCCUUUCAUCUUUAUCCACCAUGACACAACCUUCUUCUUUUUGUUGCAACAACUAAUGAAUGUUUCACCCAUUUACUUGAUAACUUUAUUCUUCCAUUUCUAACCUCUUCUCUAUCUGGGUUCCUUUCAAACAAAGGAAAAGACAAAACAUACCCAACCUUACCCAUUUUCAUAGUAAAGUGGACCCUCAGUUUAUCAUAAUCUUAAUCGAUUGUGAUUUAUCAACUUUUUUUGUCGUUUAGCAAAAAGGGUUUUCUUCCUUUUUUCUAUCUUUCACCAUCAAGAUGAGUUUAAGAACAACCCAACAAGAUGAUUCAUCUUCAGAAAUUCACAUACCAGCUGAAAUUGAUUGGCACAUGCUUGAUAAAUCUAAGUUUUUCUUCCUUGGCGCCGCCUUAUUCUCCGGUGUUUCAGCAGCCCUUUAUCCAAUGGUUGUGUUGAAAACUCGACAACAGGUUUCUUCUUCACACUACUCUUGUAUCAACAUGUCAUGUGCUAUUAUGCGUUACGAAGGUUUUAGAGGUUUUUAUAAAGGUUUUGGUACUUCUUUAAUGGGUACUAUCCCUGCUAGAGCACUUUAUAUGACAGCACUUGAAGUUACUAAGAGUAACGUUGGUACUGCUUUUGUUGAAUUGGGUUUUUCUGAUAAUACUGCUACUGCUGUGGCUAGUGCUGCUGCUGGUGUUGCUUCUGCUAUGUCCGCGCAAUUGGUUUGGACACCAAUUGAUGUUGUUAGUCAAAGACUUAUGGUUCAAGGUAGUUGUAAUAGUGGAGGGAAGAGUAUUUUGUCUAAUCUUAACUCUGAGAAUUAUAGAAAUGGUUUUGAUGUGUUUAGGAAAAUUCUUUGUGCUGAUGGACCAAGAGGGUUUUAUAGAGGAUUUGGGAUUUCAAUUUUGACUUAUGCACCUUCUAAUGCUGUUUGGUGGACUUCUUAUAGUAUGGUUCAUAGGUUUAUUUGGAGUAGUUUUGGUUCAUGUUUGGGUAAUAGGGAACAAAAUUUGGAUAAUGGGUGUGUUGGUUUUAGGCCUAAUUCUAAGGCAGUGGUGGGUGUACAAGGUUUGAGUGCUGUUGUGGCAAGUGGGGUUUCUGCAAUUGUAACAAUGCCUUUUGAUACAAUUAAGACUAGGUUGCAGGUUUUGGAUACAGAGGAGAAUGGUAGAAGGAGGCCUUUAACUUUUGUGCAAACAGUUAGGAAUUUGGUGAAUGAAGGUGGUUUGUUUGCUUGUUACAGAGGAUUGGGACCAAGGUGGGUUUCAAUGUCUAUGUCUGCUACCACUAUGAUUACUACUUACGAGUUUUUGAAACGCAUGUCUACAAAGAGGCAAGAUUGAUUCAAUUUACUUUUAUUUUAUGAUAUAUGUACAUAUGAUGAUGGUUUCAAAUUGCGAUUGCAAAUGCAGUUACAUUCCGGUCAUAAUUUUAGUUGCAGGACACAAUUUCAAACUAUGCAAAGGACUAUAGGAAUUAGGAUUAAGAUCGUUUUUUCUUUCUUUUGGAAUGUUCUUUCUAAAUUUUAGUAUGUUAUGUUCUGCUGUUGAUAUGAUGGAUGAGCUUGUAUAUUCUUCAACUCUUUUGCUUUUCUAAUAUAAAGUUACCAUAGGUGUUUCCUAUAA
Medicago truncatula (barrel medic) is the source of this 1752-nucleotide messenger RNA. Its product is annotated as solute carrier family 25 member 44. Lineage: Eukaryota; Viridiplantae; Streptophyta; Magnoliopsida; Fabales; Fabaceae. The transcript has a single exon. Gene Ontology annotation, biological process: transmembrane transport. The record is from RefSeq and is a predicted model, not a curated record. Bases 424 to 1470 code for a protein of 348 amino acids.